GCAACAAAUUAUAAUCAAACACAAAUUAUAAUUAUUUUUUAAAAAACAAUUCUUUUUUCAACAAAAAAAAAUGGAGAUGAAGAAGAUUGCUUGUGUCACCCUAAUUGCUGCAGCCUCAAUUAGUGCAGCUAUGGCUCAAAUGCCCCCAAUUUCUGCACCUGCCCCUGCACCAAGUAGUGAUGCCACUGCUGCAUUGCCUGCUCUCGGAACUUUGGUUGGGGCUACUUUUUUGUCCUUCUUCGCUUAUUACAUGCACUAAUUAAAUUUGUUCACACAAAGUGAGGGGAAAAAGGAUUAUAAUCAUGGUGGGGAGCAAGAAGAUCAAUUAGUAAGGUAAAAAAGGGAAGAGGAUGAACAAUUGAAGGGAAUUCUCUUUGUGUAACAAAUUUUAUAUAUAUAUAUGAUAAUUAUCACCAACAAAAUAAAAUCAUUAUUUUGUGGUAUAUUAUUAUAAAUAUUGUUGUUGUGA
Messenger RNA from Nicotiana attenuata, 469 nucleotides. Its product is annotated as arabinogalactan peptide 23-like. The record is from RefSeq and is a predicted model, not a curated record. The coding region runs from base 71 to 259 and encodes 62 amino acids. The transcript has a single exon. Lineage: Eukaryota; Viridiplantae; Streptophyta; Magnoliopsida; Solanales; Solanaceae.